GUUGAGCAACAUACAAUUGACAGGAGUGGGAUUUCUUCUAUACAAGAGAGCAAACUCGUAAAUCUAGAUGACACGACCACCUCUUUCUCUAGCAUUUGGGUUCAAAGAUUAGGAUUUCUGUACUACCCGGUUUACGCCAGCUGUGAGUUUCUUCUCUUCCGAACGCACCCCUGAUCAAAUAACGCUUAAUUCAUUGAUUAGACACUUCUUGAAUAUUUCGUUUCAACGAAAGCUACAAGAACUCGGAAUAUCGACACGCACCUUUGUUUUGUUUCAUCCUAUUACGGAUAAAACAAAACGGAUAUCUAAAGAUGGACGACUUGCCUCCUUUGCCCGCACCUUGGCGUGCUCGUGUUGUUUCGGCUCUGGGGAACGAAGCUAGCCAGGUGGUGGAGUAUUAUUAUCGAGAAGAGGUUUUGCGGAGAAAACGUACUUCUACUAUACGAAGUUCUUGUACUGCUUCUACAACAACAACAGCAGCAGCAUUGUCGUCUUCAUUUUCGUCGAAGUCUUCUUCGUCUUCGGUCACUUCUUCUUCGUCGAAGAAAGUGCCACAACAAGGGCAUAAGGUUCCUGCACAAGUACGCGAUGACCAGGUACUACCAAAGCCGAACAGCAGCGGAUCAAUAAUUUCUAGAUCAACUACAGCCGGUACGUCAUCUUCAAGUUCAAGAUCAAGUACAGCAAGUACAGCGGCCGCAUAUGGAGAGCUACAAGAGGAACAAACAAAUUCAGAAAUAAUAGAGCACAUUUCUCUUAUCCGACCCCCCGGUCCUGCUCAGUUUUCCCCUUCUUUCUUCGGCGGGAACAGUGUCGCUCGAGUCUUGGACGCAAACGGCGCAGCAUGGCGGGUUCGGAUACUAGAUGUGGACCCACUCUUAGGCAGCUAUGAAUGCACUGUACUAGACUCGAAGCGCUCGCACGUGCACUUGUUCGAAGCAGAUUUGGUUCCUUUUGAUUCCGUCGCAGUAAAGAAGCCAGGGUACUAUGCUGGUUACGGCAUUACUAGUACGCUAUUGGAAGAUCAUUGCGAUCAUUCCCUUGGACAGAGGAGUAAACCCUGUAGAACCAUCAAGGGUAAUACGACCAGCGGUGAACUACCUACUAGAAAGUCCUUUUCAUCUAGGAGAAGUACUUCUUGUAGGUUGAAGACAAAAGACGACCCUAGGACCAAAACCACGACGCAUGAUUGUGGUGAUGUGAUUUCAUCAAGUAGUACUUUUAUCACCAACUGCGUUCGCUCUGCCUCGGGCUUCGGCUCUCUUCAAUCCAAGGCACCAAACACCAGUAGCGCUGAGCAAUCUAGUCCUCAACCCUCAUCCGCGCGUUUAUAUAGACGGAUAGAAAAACCAGUCAGAAGUGGAUCCCGACGAACGAAGGACUGUAAACACGUCAGCACGGCCUCCUCGAAAGCGGCACUCUCAACUACGACCACUGCAGAUAAUACUGCAACCUUGUUGACAGGAAGCUCCUCUUCAAGUUGUACCUCUACUAGUACGGCAUUGAUGAUACGAGGGUUUGGUGUGGCACAAGAUUUUUUAGGCCUUUGCUCGUGGAGUGCUGCGCUACUCCAAGACUUGCCAAGGAAAUGGGCUAGUGAUGCUGUGGCGAACUGAAGCCCUGUUUCUUUUAGCGAUUCGCCUAACUUACGAAGCUGUUGUUCAAGAAUUUUUCCUGUGCUAGUGCUAGGCAAACGAUUAAGAUCUUCCGCCUCAGUCUUGCUCGACAUAUGAUCGAAUUGACCGACUUUUCGGCCCGAAAAGCUACUGCGUCUCGUCGUGGACAUAUUUCUGCGGUCGAACCUGCACUUCUUGCAAAAGUUGCAGGCGAAGCUGGUCUCCUUGAAACUACCUAAGUAUGAGGGAGGCCUGAAAAAGAAAAGCAAAAAGGGUGCAGAGAAAACAUGAUUCGUCUAUGUUUCUCGAGGAGCAGCUAGUUGUACAGGAGAUGAUCAAGAUCCUAAAAAUGAAGAAUUGUUCCAGCAGAUGGCAAAAAAGCUUCUGGGCGUCGAGUCAAACGCGUGGCAUUACAAAAAGAACUUGGUCUUUCUUGUCGAAGGUUGUCGACAACCUCAACAGGAUCAAGGAGAAGGAGUUGAAGUGAGGGCAACAACAUCGGCACCAUGUGGACCAUCUGGCCCGAGCAAGAAAUUGGAUGCGGCCUAUGCAUAUGUGGACAUGAAAACAAACGAGGGAGGUUUUUUCGCAAACCUUGGACUCAGGACCAUACUGGUGAAUGCAAACCCACUUGUAGUUCUAGAGAGAACUCUUGUCAAAGAGCAAAAAC
This is a messenger RNA of Amoebophrya sp. A25, 2286 nucleotides long. Lineage: Eukaryota; Dinophyceae; Syndiniales; Amoebophryaceae. The record is from the annotation of a GenBank genome assembly.